This is a messenger RNA of Trichoderma asperellum CBS 433.97, 1887 nucleotides long. RefSeq lists its product as uncharacterized. NCBI's taxonomy places the organism in Eukaryota, Fungi, Ascomycota, Sordariomycetes, Hypocreales, Hypocreaceae. Gene Ontology annotation, biological process: circadian regulation of gene expression; entrainment of circadian clock by photoperiod. Gene Ontology annotation, cellular component: cytoplasm; nucleus. The record is from RefSeq and is a predicted model, not a curated record. Gene Ontology annotation, molecular function: deoxyribodipyrimidine photo-lyase activity; DNA binding; FAD binding.
AUGCUCGUGAAGAGCAUCUAUGCGAUAGCCCAACCUCAGAUUGUAGGCAGGAAAUAUAUGCUGCCACUUUCAACAUCUCCUAAACUCCUUCUACCGCUAUUUACGUUCUCUACAAUGCCUCCAAAGGGUUCUAAGAGGAGAGCAGCAUGCCCUGUGGGACAUACCAAUGGAGCUGACAAAAGAGUGAAGCAUGAAACCAGUGGCGAUGAGCUCCGUCAGCCCCAUCCAUUCGCAAAAGACGCAGAAGACCAUGGCAUCGUUCUACGCCGCUUCUAUCCACAUGAAAUGAGCACUUCUCGAGCUCAUGCAUACAAUUCCAAUGAAAUUCCAAGGCCAAUAGAAGGACUUAUCGCGGCACUGGAAGAGACAGCCGAAGCUCGUAAACAAGCAAAGGUCCAACACGCUGUGGUUCAUUGGUUCAAAAUGGAUCUUCGCCAUUCUGACAAUCGAUCACUUGCAUUGGCAAGUGCUAAAGCCAAAGAGGCGGGUGUUCCUCUCAUCUGCAUCUACAUCAUAAGUCCUCAAGACUACGAGGCCCAUCUCACGGCUCCGGUUAGAGUAGACUUUAUGCUGAGAACGUUGAGCGUCUUGAGAGAUGAUCUGGCGGCUCUCGAUAUCCCUCUCUAUGUGGAAACAGUGGAUAAAAGGAAGAAUAUUCCACAUCGCGUUUUGGAGCUUAUGGAAGAAUGGGGAAGCAAUCAUCUCUUCGCCAACAUGGAAUACGAAGUUGACGAGCUGCGGCGAGAAAGUCGUAUGAUUCGCCAGUUUGCGGAAAAGAAUAUGUCGUUUGAGGUUGUUCAUGAUACGUGCGUUGUACCCCCAGGAGAGCUGCAUAGCGGUUCUGGCAAUCAGUACGCUGUUUACACUCCCUGGUAUCGAGCUUGGAUGGCUCAUAUUCAUGAGAACUUGGAUCUCCUCGAGAUUUAUGAUCGGCCGGAGAAAAAUCCGGACGCUGCGCGACGAACAUUCAAGACGCUCUUCGACUGCAGAAUCCCAGGUGCACCAAAGAAUAAGCAGCUCAGUGAUGAGGAAAAAAAGAGAUUCCAUAAUCUGUGGCCCUGUGGUGAGCAUGAGGCCAUGUCAAGAUUGGAAAAUUUCUGCGAGGAGGCUAUCGUGAACUAUCACAAUAAGCGAAAUAUCCCUGGAAACAAUGGGACGUCGUGCUUAUCUGUGCAUCUUGCAAGCGGAACAAUCAGUUCUAGGACAUGCGUUCGGACAGCCAGGGACAGGAAUAAAACUAAGCGAUUAGAUGGCGGUCAUCAGGGCAUCCAAGUCUGGAUCAGCGAAGUUGCCUGGCGAGACUUUUACAAGCACGUCUUGGUUAAUUGGCCAUAUGUCUGCAUGAAUAAGCCAUUCAAGCCUGAGUAUGCGAAUAUCGAAUGGUCUUAUAAUAUGGAUCAUUUUGAGGCAUGGUGUGAGGGACGAACUGGGUUUCCGAUUGUCGAUGCUGCAAUGCGUCAGCUCAAUCAUAUGGGAUACAUGCACAACAGGAGCCGAAUGAUUGUCGCUUCAUUUCUUUCCAAAGACCUGCUGAUCGAUUGGCGUAUGGGCGAGAAAUAUUUCAUGGAGCACUUGGUCGACGGCGAUUUUGCGAGCAACAAUGGCGGCUGGGGAUUCAGCGCCAGCGUUGGAGUUGAUCCACAGCCCUACUUCCGUGUCUUCAACCCGUUACUUCAAAGUGAAAAGUUCGACCCCAGCGGUGACUAUAUUCGUAAAUGGGUUCCCGAGUUGAAAGCCUUAAGCGACAAGGAGAUACAUGAUCCGUAUAACCGAGGUGCUGGUACCAAAGCGAAAAAGCAGGGCUAUCCGAAGCAAAUCGUCGACCAUAAAGGAGCGAGGGAGCGCGCUCUAAGCGCAUACAAGGAAGGGCUUGAGAGAGGGACCUAG